AUGUCUGAACAGAUAAUACAAGCGAUAAAGUUUAGAUUGGCCUCAAAACCAGAGGAGAUUGAACCACGUGUCAAUGCUUUGAUCAAGUCACACGACGAAGCUCUAAAGGCAAUCAUCGAUAUUCCAGUCGACAAGAAGACCUUUGAGAACACCUACGUCGAGUUGGAUCGCAUCGAUAACAUUUUCACACUAGAGGAGCACUCUUUGACAUUCCCUGCCAACGUCGCCGUGUCCAAGGAGCUGCGUGACGCAUCCAACGAUGCACAAUCCACGCUGUCAAAGUACCAGAUCAACACGUUCUCGCGUGUCGACCUCUACCGCGCCUUUGCCGACUUUGUCGAGGCCAACCCCAACUACAAGGACGCGCUUGACGCCGAACAGCAGCGUCUGGUCACCAAGACAUUGGAGGCCUUUGAGAAGAAUGGUCUGCAAUUGCCAGCCGAGAAGAGAGAGAAGCUAAAGGAGAUCAAGUCCGCCAUCAGUGACCUGUCCAUUGCGUUUGGCAAGAACGUUGCCGAGGACAAGUCCAGAAAUGAGUUCACCAGGGAGCAGCUCAAGGGCAUCCCCGACGACAUCAUCGACUCACUGGAGCGCACUACCGACGGCAAGUUCAUUGUCACUUGCAAGGCGCCAGAGUACAUGCCCGCGAUGAAGUACUGCGAGGUGACUGAGACUCGUAAGAAGAUCGAGUAUACCUAUGGCAGCAGAUGUCUCGACACCAACGUGGACAUCUUGAGCAAGACACUCAAGCUGCGCAGGGAGGCAGCCGCACUCCAAGGCAAGGAGGAGUGGAGCGCCGUCGUCACCCAAUACAACAUGGCCAAGUCUCCAGCCAACGUCCGUGCAUUCCAAAAGAGAAUGAUCGAGCUCCUCAAGCCAUACGCCAUCAUUGAGUUGGAGAAGUUGAGUCAACUGAAGGCACAGGAUUAUAAGGAGAGAGGCUUGCCAUUGCCCGAGCCAGAGAUCAAGUCGUACGAGUAUGGAUAUUACAACAAUAUGAUGUUGGUCAAGGAUUACAGUGUGGACAACAAUCUCGUCAAGGCUUACUUCCCAUUCGAGUUGGUGUGUCAGGGAAUCUUUGAUGUCUAUCAAGACCUGCUUGGCGUCAAGUUCCAGGAGGUAGCGGCACCAUUCGAGUUGUGGCAUCCAGAGGUCAAACUCUACUCAGUUACCGACAGCACUGCCAACGGAGAGCUCAUGGGCUACUUCUUCCUGGACCUCUAUCCACGCGAUGGAAAGUAUACUCACUUUGCCGUCUGGCCCUCGCAGCCCGGCUUCAACCGUCCCGGUGCACGUCAGCUACCCGUGCCCAUCAUGGUGUGCAACUUCACAAAGUCCACCGAGACAGCGCCCUCGUUGCUGACGCACGACGAGGUCGUCACCUUCUUCCACGAGUUUGGACACGUGAUGCACAACAUCAACACGACCGUCAAGUACUCCAACUUCUCGGGUACAAGCGUGGAGCGCGACUUUGUCGAGUGUCCCUCGCAACUCUUUGAGAACUGGUGUUGGGAUGCUGCCGUCCUCGACAGACUGUCUGGCCACUACAAGGAUCACUCCAAGAAGUUGCCAGCCGACCUCAUCAAGAAGAUGCUGGAUUCCAAGAACCUGAACAUCUCACUCUUCUACCUCCGUCAGUUGCUCUUCAGUAGUUUCGAUCAGAGAAUUCACUCCAAUGAUGUUGAUAGCUUUGAAAAGACAGAGGCCAUAUGGGCAGAGAUGGCAAGGGAUAUUGCUAUGAUCCAGAACCAACCUGGCACCAAUCCAAGUGCUACCUUUGGUCAUUUGUUUGGAUACGAUGCAGCCUACUACUCGUACAUGUGGAGCGAGGUGUUCUCGUUUGAUAUCUUCUCCAAGUUCGAGGAGCAGGGUGUCAUGAACAAGGAGCUGGGCAAGAAACUCAGAGAUCAAGUGUUGGCUGUCGGUGGAUCACAGGACAGCAAUGUCACACUCAAGAACUUCCUUGGUCGCACACCAGAUGAGAAGCCAUUCUUAAAGUCAAUUGGACUUGGAUCGUCCUAA
Molecule: messenger RNA, 2022 nt
Organism: Acytostelium subglobosum LB1
Lineage: Eukaryota; Evosea; Eumycetozoa; Acytosteliales; Acytosteliaceae
Exons: 3
Coding region: 1-2022 (673 amino acids)
Biological process (GO): peptide metabolic process; proteolysis
Molecular function (GO): metalloendopeptidase activity
Source: RefSeq, a predicted model, not a curated record